AUGGUAAAACGUUAUCAUGUAUAUGGUGUCGGUGCUGCACUUGUCGAUACAAAAAUCGAUGUAACUGAUGAUGAUCUUGAAAUGAUGAAGAUUGAAAAAGGUCGUAUGACACUUGUGAAUGAAACUCAACGAAAACAAUUACUUGAUUAUCUUACUAAUCAUAUGAUAUAUGCGAAAAGAACUAGUGGUGGUUCUACAGCUAAUUCUCUUAUUGCAAUUAAUCAAUUUGGUGGUCAAACAUUUUAUUCUUGUAAAGUUGGCAAUGAUGAUAAUGGUCGAUUUUAUUUGAAUGAUCUUAAAAAAGCAGGUGUUGAUUACAAUUUAGAUAAUUAUCAAGAUAAAGAUAUGACUGGUACAUGUUUAGUAAUGAUUACUCCAGAUGCUGAACGAACUCUUUGUUCAUUUCUUGGUGUUAAUGCAACACAAUCCGAAAAUGAUAUUAAACCAGAAAUUAUUAGUGUUUCAGAUUAUGUUUAUUUUGAAGCGUAUAUGAUAAUGUCUCAACCGACAUUUAAUGCUGCUAUUCGUAUAUGUGAUAUUGCUCAACUCAACAAUGUAAAAAUAGCAAUGAGUUUUUCUGAUGCAGGUAUUUUGAUAACUUUUCGUGAUCGUUUACGAGAAAUUUUAAAGAAACCUAUCGAUUUAUUAUUCUGUAAUCAAUAUGAAGCAUUGAAUUGGGCAGAAACAGAUAAUAUUGAUAUUGCUAUUGACAGUUUAAAAAAGAUAGCACAUACAUUCGCAAUUACAUUCGGAGCUGAUGGUGCUCUAGUUUAUGAUGGAAUACAAAUGCACGCUAUUGAACCAUAUAAAGUACAUGCAAUUGAUACGACUGGUGCAGGUGAUAUGUUUGCAGGAGCAUUUCUGUUUGGUAUUACACAAGGAAAAGAUUUUCCGACAGUAGGUAAAUUGGCAUGUCUUGCAGCUGCAGCAGUUGUAUCUAAUCAUGGACCACGUUUAACUGCAGAACAACAACAAGAAAUUUUGCAACAAUGGAACUCUCUUUAA
Adineta steineri is the source of this 1005-nucleotide messenger RNA. Lineage: Eukaryota; Metazoa; Rotifera; Eurotatoria; Adinetida; Adinetidae. The record is from the annotation of a GenBank genome assembly.